Molecule: messenger RNA, 1821 nt
Organism: Emericellopsis atlantica
Lineage: Eukaryota; Fungi; Ascomycota; Sordariomycetes; Hypocreales; Bionectriaceae
Product: TAP-like protein-domain-containing protein
Exons: 1
Coding region: 1-1821 (606 amino acids)
Source: RefSeq, a predicted model, not a curated record
AUGCGCUCCCUCGUGCUUGCGCUGGCAGGUGCUGCUACGACGGCCCUUGCGCAGUCAUUCGACUUCACAACGCUCGAGCCUAGCGAGGACCUGGAGUGGACGCCCUGCCUCGAGAUCUAUGAGUGUGCGCGCCUCGAGAUGCCCCUCGACUGGACCAAUGAGAGUGAUUCGCGCACCGUGGCCAUCGCCAUGAUGAAGCUGCCCGCCGUCGUGGACGUGGACGACCCUGCCUGGGCGGGCCCCAUCUUCACCAACCCGGGCGGUCCUGGGCACUCGGGUGUCGACUUUGUGCUGAGCUCGUCUGCGCGCCUCCAGGCGGCUGUGGACAAGCCUGGCGAGAAGCACUACGAGAUCGUCUCCUUUGACCCUAGGGGCAUUGCGAGCUCGACACCUACAGUCGACUGCUUCGGCUCGCUGCUGGAGCGUGACGCUUUCUUCCUCGAGCUGCGUGGCAGUCAGGGUCUUGUCGCGGGUGAGAGGGCCAUCAAGUACGAUCUGGCCCUAUUCGAGGGCAUGGGCAAGUUGUGCCAGUCCAAGUAUGACAACGGUCUCGAAAUCUUCCCCUAUAUCGGCACUGCCAGCGUGGUUGAAGACAUGGUGCGCAUGGUCGACAAGUCGGACGAAUGGCGCCAGUCCCAGCAGAAGAAGCGUGGCCUGGAGGUUCGCGAGACCGAGGAGAAGCCUCGUCUCAAGUUCAUGGGGUUCUCCUACGGCACCGUCCUCGCGCAGUUCUUUGCCAGCAUCCACCCGGAGCGUGUUGGUCGUGUCCUCGCCGACGGCGUCGUCAACGUGCACGACUACGCCACUGGCCCUGGCUGGUUGACGGCUGGCCUGGACACGGAUUCUGUGUUUGAUCACUUUGUCGACCUCUGCUGGGAGGCCGAGGACAGGUGUCGCCUGUACCGAUCGGACUCAUCUGCCGACGACAUGAAGAAGACGCUCCGUGACCUGAUUGCCCGUCUGGACGUCGAUCCUAUGGGCGCGCUGGCCCCCGACGGCAAGCGUGUCGUCGUCCGCGGCGACGACUUCCGCGAGGCGUUUGGCGUGUACUCAUACAACGGCAUCACAGGAUUUGCCAGUCUCGCCGUCGUCUUUGACGCCGCACUCCAGGGUGACUUUUCGUAUCUGAUCACCUUCCUCAAGACCGUCCGCACGAUCCCUACCGUCGAGGAUGGCUGCCCCAACGAGAACGGCACCAAGCUCGUCCUGUCGCCUCCCGAGAAUCUCUACAGUGUCAUGUGCCUCGACGGCUCCGACGUGCGCGGCAAGGACAGCGACUACUGGGUCGACUAUGUCAACGACAUGAAGGACGUGUCCGAGAUCUACGGCGCCACGCUGGCCCUCAUCCGGUUUGGCUGCUCGCAUUGGCCGUUCCGCGCGGAGAACCGCUUUGACGGUCCCUUUAAGACGCCCAAGGCCGACAAGGAUGAUCCGAGCACGCCUGCUGCGCCUCUGAUGUUCAUGGGCAACCAGUACGACCCCGUGACGCCCAUCCGCAAUGCCGAGAACAUGGCCAAGGACCACCCCGGUGCCGGCGUCCUGAUCCAAGAGUCGACGGGCCACUGCGCGCUGCUGGUGGCGACGAGCAACUGCACGUCCCAGGCCGUGGCCGAGUACUUUGACACGGGCAAGGUGCCCGAGGACAUUCUGACGUGCGAGGAGUCGUGUCACCCGUGGGAUGCUGGCUGUGGCGUCAAUGGGCCCGGCACUGGGCCUGGCGCGGGCAACGGCACUGGCACUGCCGCGGUGGCCAAGAGGGGGGAGAUGGGCUUCAUGGAGAUGCUGCCCAGGGGUCACGGAUUCUUCAACAUCAGGUACUGA